Plodia interpunctella (Indianmeal moth) is the source of this 2625-nucleotide messenger RNA. RefSeq lists its product as uncharacterized. The transcript has 6 exons. Lineage: Eukaryota; Metazoa; Arthropoda; Insecta; Lepidoptera; Pyralidae. Gene Ontology annotation, molecular function: transmembrane monodehydroascorbate reductase activity; heme binding. The coding region runs from base 202 to 1011 and encodes 269 amino acids. The record is from RefSeq and is a predicted model, not a curated record.
UUGUAUUUGUUAUUUACGAAUCAAAUAAAUAAUAUUCGUUUUAUUUGUCUUUUGAAGAAUAUUUAUUUAUAUACGUAACUAGAGACCCGUCCCGGCUUCGCUCAGGUGGGUCACGUAAUUGAAAUUAAUUAAUUUGAAGUACAGGGAAAAGGAGAACAAUAGGGGAUCGGUCUUUGGUCGCAUUAGUGUGAGUACGAUCUUAUGGCGAUGUCUCGGGGAAAUGGUACUUCAUUGUUACAACGUAGAAGAACAAAAACAGUGAAAGAUCGUAUGAAGCAAAGUGAAAGUGACGUUGGAAAUACAGAAAUGGAUGAAGAAAAUGUGGACGAUACAUUACCUUUGAUAGUUACUGAAGACCAGUCUAAUAACAAGCUGAAGAUCUUCAACGCUGCCUUGAACCUUCUGAUACAUAUCCUCAUUGGAGCUACUGUGGGAAUAGCAUUGCUGUAUAGCUUCAAGAAGGGUCCAAUGAAUGCUACUACAAUUCACAUCGUACUUUGUGUUCUCGGGUACCAACUCCUUAUGGCUCAAGCAAUUCUAUGUCUGUCACCUCACAAUAGCUGGUCAUCUUCUCUAAAGCUACUGCAAAAACGCCAAGCACACUGGAUCCUACAGAUCUUGGGGUCAGCUCUGGCAAUUGCAGGCAGCUUCGUUAAGAUUCUAGACAAAACGUCACACUGGAAUACUCUUCAUGGACAAUUUGCUCUCGUCGCAUUGGUCUUCACAGUAGCGUCACUCGUCAACGGCAUCACAUCCCUCUAUGCCUACGAGCUCCGUCGCAUCAUGCCCGGAACCCUUUCCAAGAUCACCCACAUUAUCUUCGGAACUGUCGCCUUCGGGGCCGCUUGCAUCUCCCUCUGCUACGGCUUCGACAAAGGUUCCUUCAGGAAAUGGGCCUCGGCACCUAUGGCUGCAACUGUCAUCACAUUCACUGCUACAUUCACUUUCAUUAUUAUUGUCAACCCACUAGUAAUUUUUGUCGAUAAAACUCUUAGGGUUAUAAGAAGAUAAUCCUGAAUUGAAACUAACAUAUUAUUGGAUACGUUGAUCUUAAAGAUGUUAAAGAAAUUAGAUCUUUGAAAAGACGAAUCAGUUUGGUUCGGUUCUUUUGGGAUUUUUUUCAUACGAUCAUCUCAUUAUUUGUCUUCAACAUUAUUAUUAUUGGUGCUACUAAAAUUGUACGUCAAUCAGAAUCAAAAUAAUAAUUGAUUUCUCGUUAUCGUGUUUAGAGAUGUUUAUUAUUUGCAGCAUAUGACCGUUAAUUACAUUUCUAUCGUCAUAAGUCGAUAUGAUUAUUGAGUAAUACUAGGAACUAAUUAGUGAACUGCAUGGAUAAUAAUUACGUGAAUUGUAUCGUGUAUUACUUAGAUAAUAUUAGGCGUAUUAUUGAUAAGAAGUACGUGAUAGAUUGGGCAUUUCGUACUGAUUAUUGAUACUGACUGAAUCAUCUUAUAGUUUUCGUUAUAUUUAUAUAUAAAAUACAAAGAUGUGAUUAAUCAAACUGAUGAAAAAUGCAUGUUAUUGUUACCUUUAUCCCUGCUCUACUUGCGCAAGACUGUCCCAUAAAAACAGUUUUUUUAUUAACAAAAUAUCUUUGCCCAGCAAUGUGACAAAGAGUAAUUCAAAAAUAUAAUCUUCAAAAAUAGUAAAAUUAAAAUGAGAGCUAGUGAAGAGCUCGAUAAGAAAUAAAUAUUUACAACAUUGUAAAUAAUGUAAGCAAAUAAAUGGUUUUGGCCUUUGUCUGUUUUGAAUGUAACGAAUGUUUAAUUUUUUUAUUUUAUUAAUUUAAUAAUUAAGAUUUGCGAGUAUUGUUCGUAUCAGCGCAUUGUUUCAUUCAUACCGUAAUAUUUCACAAAUAAAAUAGUUUUUAUAUUGACAUUCCGGUAUUAUGAAUAAACUGGUAAUAUUGAAAAUUGUUCCGUCAGUCAUUUGUUUGUAAAACAUAGGUUUUAUAUAUGAAUUCGGUAAUUCAGCAACACCUACUCGUACAAGCAGUAGGUUACGCCUAGUUGUAAUCAUUGAGGCGCCGCAGCUGUCUUCAGUAUUUAGCCGUAACAUACAUAUACAUUAUGUGAGAUUUUGUGAGAUUUUUCAGGGUAGUGGUCAAUGGAAAUUCCUAGUCUAUGCUUACCUCCAUGGGCUACAGGCGUGAUAAUAUGUAUGUAUAUCCAUUAAGUCGGUGAUGAUUACUUAUAGUAUCACUAUGAUUUACCUCCAAUAAGGCGUAAAUUAAGAAUUACAUAACGUAAUUAAUACUUGUUCUCAUUAUAAUCAAUAAUCGUGAGGUACGACAUAGCGUUAACUCCUUUCGCCUAGUUAUUCCAAAUCAAAUCAAAUCAAAUCAAAUCAUUUAUUCAGAAAUUAGGCCUUCACAGGCACUUUUUCACGUCAUAUUCUAAAUUAAAUGAUGUUUACCAAAGCUACAAACUACUAGCAUUUCGGAACGACCACUGCUGAGAAGAAAUGCCGAAAGAAACUCAUUCAAACAGUGUUGGUCCCUAUUAUGCCAGAAGGGCUUACCAUUUUUUAAAUAUAAAUUUAUGUAUAAUUUUUUAUCAGUAAUAUAACAAUGUAAGUACACAAUAAAGUACAUGGUCAAAAGGUAUACUGAAACAUAUUAUGAUA